AAUGAAAUGAUGGGUACGAGGAUGGUAAUCCUCAUGGUGAAAGAAAACCAAGAUGUACGAGUAUUCCUAUAACUGGUAUAGUGGUAUUAGGUAUAGUAUACUGUGAUACAGCCAUAGCCAUUGAGCUAUAUAAAAUAUAUUAAUACAGUAGUGGGGAGAGCACGGGAAGAGGAGUUAGAGGAGAAGUCUUUCAUUCUGGCCAAUUCUGAGUAGUGAGACUGACAAUGAGUGCCACAAUUCUAUAUAGGACAUUUGAAUAGUAAGACUUUGGGUAACCUAUAUAUCGGAGAAUGAAAAAUAUGAGCUCGUAUAAACAAAAAACUAAUAAGAAGAAACGGUCAGGUUUGAAACCAACUGAGAAAUCUCGCAAACAAAUACGUAAAGAGCAAAGAAAGCAGAAGAAAAUUAAUAGAGUGUUGUAUUUCACGAAGAGAAAAGAAUUACAUGCACGUGCACGUGGGCUUGAUGAAGGAGUCGACACUGAUCAUAAACCAAAUGACGAUGAAGUAGUUAAGAAAGCAGUAAGAGUUCAGAAAAAAAUUGAAAACGAUGCCACGGAAAAAAAGAAAAGGAAGUUAGAACAGCUUAAGCAGCAAAAAAGAAAGCAGGAAACUAAAUUGCUUGAACAAGCUAAUGAGAAAGAGGACAAGAUGAUUAAGAAAUUGGAGAAGCAACUGAAAUUGAACAAGAGGAAAAAGAAAACAGUACCCAAGUCCUUUGUAGAGGAUGGUUUAGAUUACCUGUUAAAUUUUUGUCUAGAGAAAGAUAGAGCACAUCUUGCAGAAACAGAGAAGGAGCUAAUUGAAAAUAACUUUGAAAAUGAAAUGCAUAUUGGUUAUUCAGAGAUAAGUAACAAGUCGAGUAUUGAGAAAAGUGAGGACAUAGAUUUAAGCGAGAAUGACAGUAAUGAUGGGAAUGAUAGUUACAAUGAUAGCAAUAGCGAACAGAUGAACAGUGAAAGUGAGAGUGAGAAUAUCAAUGAAGAUGAAAAUAACGAUGAUCAAGAAAGGUCGCCAGGGAAUAGUGUCAAGGCGAAAGCUAAACAAAUAAAAUCGAUGCAGAAUAAAGAUGGUAAUGAUACUAAUGACGACAAUGAAGACUUAUGGGAAGAUAUCUAUGGAAGAAAAAGAGAUAAAAAAGGCAAUGUUAUACCAUCUACUAACAAGUACAUUCCACCAGCUGCAAGAAUGGCUCCACAAGAUAUGAGUUUAGAUAAUGAAAAAUUGCUUUCAUUAAAAAGGCAAUUAAAGGGCUGUUUGAACAGGGUUACAGAACAUAAUAUGCACAGUAUAGCAAAUCAGAUAGAAGCGAUGUAUAUGACGAAUAGCCGAAAUAGUAUGAAUUAUUUAUUAACAGAAUUGACGAUUGAAAGUUUGGUAUCGUAUGUAAUUUCACCGGGUCGUCUUAUCUCCGAGCACAUGAUGUUAAUCGCGAUUUUACAUGCUAAUAUUGGUAUCGAGGUCGGUGCUAAUUUUUUAGAAAAGCUCGUUGUGAAUUUUAUUAAAGCUUUGGAAGAAUCGCAGGACGUGGAGAACAAACAACUGGAUAAUAUGGUCCUCAUGAUUUCAAAUCUUUAUAAUUUCAAAGUCUUUGGAUACAAGCUUCUUUAUCAGAUACUCGACAAAUUGAUGACAAGGUUCACAGAAAAAGAAAUUGAAUCAAUAUUGUUGAUUUUGAAAACAGUGGGAUUUUCAUUGAGGAAAGAUGAUCCAAUUGCUUUGAAGGAAUUCAUACAGAACUUGCAGCGGAAAGCUAGCCACGAGGACGGAACGAAUUCAAGAGUCAAAUUCAUGUUAGAAAUUCUAUUGGCAAUAAAAAAUAAUAAUAUUAAUAAAAUACCGCAAUACGAUCCUUCUCACGUGGAACAUUUGAAAAAAGUUAUGAAAAGCGUGAUCCGUAAAGGGAACACGGUAACGCAAUUUAAUGUAUCUCUGGACGACUUGCUACAUGCUGAUGAACGUGGAAAGUGGUGGAUCGUAGGAUCUGCUUGGUCUGGAUCAAAUAAUGUAGAUGACAAACCGAAUGUGAGGCAACAAACUACGUUUAAUUUUGGUGAUAAAAUUAUGAAAUUGGCGCAGAAGCAAAGAAUGAACACCGAUACUCGAAAGAACAUCUUCUGCGUCCUUAUGACGGCCGAAGAUUAUUUGGACGCAUUUGAAAAGCUUCUUCAUCUUGGACUGAAAGAUCAUCAAGAAAGUGAAAUCAUACAUGUUUUAAUGCACUGCUGCUUACAGGAAAAGAAGUUCAAUCGCUAUUAUGCUGUAUUGGCACAAAAAUUGUGCGAAUAUAAUAGAAAAUAUCAGCUUACGAUACAAUAUACCUUUUGGGACAAACUAAAAACUCUAGAGUCGUAUGGACACAAUCAAUUGAAUAACUUAGCGCAAUUCUUAACUCAUUUAUUCAUCGAAAAAUGUCUGGCCUUAUCAAUCUUAAAGAUUAUCCAGUUUACCGAAUUAGAUAAGCACACUAUGCGAUUCAUUAAACAAAUACUAUUAAACAUUUUUUUACAUGAAAACGAACUGGCUUGUAUGCAAGUAUUUGAAAGAAUCUCUAUUUCUCCCCAGUUGGAGGCUUUUAGAGAAAGCCUUCGCUUAUUUAUAAGUUGUUUCUUGGUAAAAAAUGUGGACUCGUAUAAUAUAUUAGAAGAGCAAAAGAUGAUGCUAAACAAAAGAGCCGAAUCGGUGGACAAAAUAUUGACUACACACGGUUCUAGAGUUAUAUUUUAAAUUUGAUACACAAGUAAAUUACUUUGGACUAAUUUUCGGAUUCUCAUCGAGAGAUGAUCUACCGACAUCAGUCCAGAAUCCCCACGUUAUGGCAAACGUGAUAUUAAUACUGUGUACGAACUGUGAUAUUAAUUGUAAUUAUUGUAAUAUUAAAAAUCGUCAAAUACAUGCUUACUAUGUAUUAAAAAUAACGAGAAGCACGUAACGAUCGAAACACUUAACGGAAUAAACAUCGUAGUCCUACCUGUCUUUCUUCUUACGACAAGUAAUUGGAUUUUCUGUCAUCGGUAAUAAUAUUUGAAAAUAUCGUCCCGAUGAGUGGACGUAUAAUUAUGCGAUCUUCUCGUUAUCGUUCUCUUUUAUAUAGAAGGGAGUUGUCGCGCGUUCUCCGUCACGAAGGAGGGACGCUAACAGAGGUCAGUGGCAAGGACUGUUUGAUUGUGACUCGUCUCAACAUCACAAAACCGGAUUUCGAACUCAACAUGUGCAUGAAAAUUGAAAUAAUGACAAAUGAAAACUGCGGAUAGAAGUUCUGACGUAAAUGCUUUUGCGAUUCCUACUUCAGAUAAAAUUACGGAUGUAAUUUAAUUUAUUUAUAAAUAUGGCUAAAACAGAGAUUGUUUCAUGUAUUGUAAUGUGUACAUUUAUGAUUAUUUAAAGUGCUUACAAUCCAAUAACAAUUAAGAUUCAUUCUCGCGACGAAACAAUAGCGAAAAUAAUUACCGUUAAGGGAAACUAUCGGGAAAAUCCUGUUAUGUAAUUAAAAAGUUAUGUGAAUAUAAGUUGAUACGUUUACGUACAAUAAAGUUGUUAUACUUCCAUACGUA
Ceratina calcarata is the source of this 3553-nucleotide messenger RNA. Its product is annotated as nucleolar MIF4G domain-containing protein 1. Gene Ontology annotation, biological process: ribosomal small subunit biogenesis. The transcript has 10 exons. Gene Ontology annotation, molecular function: protein binding; RNA binding. The coding region runs from base 291 to 2726 and encodes 811 amino acids. The record is from RefSeq and is a predicted model, not a curated record. Lineage: Eukaryota; Metazoa; Arthropoda; Insecta; Hymenoptera; Apidae. Gene Ontology annotation, cellular component: nucleolus.